UCUCGAUUCCGGUCGAAUAGAAAUUUUGUAACGAUACCUCGAUUGCGCAACCUUGAUUUUGAAACGUGGUUUUUCAAGCGUCAAAAGUGUUCCAUUCACGAAAUUUUUCGAGAAAGUUCACCCAAGACGAUUCUAGAUCUCGCGAUGUGGCAUCCAGAUAGCAAGCAUUACUUGGAUCUAGUUUGACCUUUCUCGUUUUAUUAACCACGUCAGCUCAAGUAUGCCCCAUCAUCUCAGCAACGCUUCGACUCUCAUAAAGAAACGGAUAGAGCGCAUACCUUCGGGAUCCUCCCAGAUGAGCAACGAACCUAGAAAUUAUGCAAACUGAUCGGUUGCACAGUUCUGAAUCCGGUUGAACAUUGCCUUCCGAAUUGCGUUCGCGGCACUGUACAGAUUUCGUUCGACGUUUGACCUUAUCUCUGUUACCAGGAAAAAUUACGCGGUGCUAUCCACGUUUCAGUUUCACGUCAAAGUGAAAAAGUCGUUUCGUUCCAUCUAGCAUAAGAAGUUCUCCACGAAGCACGUAGUUCAUUAGUUCGUCGUAAUAGCUACCCGUUCAACAAUAUUAUAAAGUCUGAUGUACAAAUUGAUACAACACUUCCUUUCUCCUACGGUAGCUUCUGCACUUUUCAACCCAUGUCACAACAACAAUGUUAGCAUGGGAAUUGGCUGUCAUUAUUAGUCAUCGCUCGGAGGCGAUAAUGUUGCGUUUAAAUUAAAUUACAGUCUUGUUUCUUGCACGAAAUAUUCAAAAUUAGAAAAGGUCAACGUUGAAUGAUACAUACCUCUAGGUACGAAAUUAAAUCGAUAUCGAUAAGUCUUCACACUUCCAAAAAAGGUUAGCAACUUUGUGCUGAAACGAUCAAGUGAAGAAAUUUAUAUAUUUUGAAACGUUUUUAGUCAAUCUUAUCGUAUAGGAUUAGUUGAAAUCAGGUACUGUGCGAAUACCUUGACGCCCACUGUAUAUGCAUUCCUUAAUAUCAUUUCAUACGUCUUACAGAUUAUGAAUAGCAACCACUAUUUGACUGGGAACUACAAAAAUGAAGCGUCCCACCUAGGAAGAAGUGCUCUGAACAGCUUACGAUGCCGUUACGUUUCCAUUUCAAAUGUAUACGAAUUACUACAGGGUGUGAAGAUUUAAAAAAAAAUAUUUAAAAAAACUCGAAUAAAAUAAUUAGUCAACGGCACUUUCGUUUGUCACCGUUAUUCAGAACUAUAGGAUAUAUUAAAAACAUUCUUUAUUAGCUAUUUUAUCGAUCUACUUGUAACAGAUCGUAACUGAAGUUGUAACACAUGGUGGAAGAGUGUAUUACGCGUGUUUCAGUGGAAUCGACUCAUGAUAGAACUAAUUGCUACCGACUUGCUUGUCGUCGGAUGAUACAUGCACCAAUGCCAAUAUAUUAAUGUUACAAUGUAAGGUUCCUCGUGAACAGGGUUGAGGUGGGGCAACGAUACGAGGGCGACCAGGUGUUCUGAAGAGAGUGGCUAAAUGCAUGAACAAGGAGAACGGAAAGGGAAAAUCUUGUUGCGCCUCUUCAUAUAAAUGCCGGCAGUACUUGCACAUGGUAUUGCGGAUUCGGUCUUCUCCAAAUCGACAUCACGACACAGAAACGGUCAUCAUGCAGCAUUUAUUUCUCGUGUUUGCUUUGUUCUGCUGCGCUGCAGGACAAUUCGGAUCGUAUCGAGGUUUCCCGAAUCAAAAUGCGUACAGGCCCACGCCCGCACCGGCUUAUCAGCAGCCCCAAUACACUCCACAAUACAAUUCUCCUGGCAGGUUUAUAGCUAUUCGUAGCCAACAGAAAGACACUUAUCCGGAUGGAACCUAUACUUUUAGCUACGAUACCGACAAUGGAAUCUCGGUCUCCGAAAGUGGCCGUCCUCAAGGUACUGGACAGGGCCAAGCCGAGGUCGUCCAAGGCAGAUUCUCGUACAACGCGCCAGAUGGUACUCCUAUAACCGUGGAAUACACGGCCGACGAAAAUGGUUUUCAUCCUCAAGGUGCUCACCUGCCAACUCCACCGCCAAUUCCAGAGGCUAUCAGAAGAGCCCUUGCCGCCAAUCCGCCAGGACCCGAUGACGAUUACAGACAACCGUACAAUUCCAACCCUUACCGAAGAUAUUAGGCGAAAUCUACCGACCAAAUGAUCGCUAAAACAAUCCGAGACUCGAAUCGUUAUUGCCUUGUAACCCGCCGCGAUGUUUGUACAAUGUACAUACAACGGGGAAUAACAGAGACGUCAAUUUUCACUGUGUAACAGUCAUUAUACGAUAAU
Hylaeus volcanicus is the source of this 2273-nucleotide messenger RNA. Its product is annotated as endocuticle structural glycoprotein SgAbd-2-like. NCBI's taxonomy places the organism in Eukaryota, Metazoa, Arthropoda, Insecta, Hymenoptera, Colletidae. The transcript has 5 exons. Gene Ontology annotation, cellular component: chitin-based extracellular matrix. Gene Ontology annotation, molecular function: structural constituent of chitin-based larval cuticle. The coding region runs from base 1494 to 2123 and encodes 209 amino acids. The record is from RefSeq and is a predicted model, not a curated record.